Messenger RNA from Salvia miltiorrhiza (redroot sage), 1942 nucleotides. RefSeq names its product chorismate synthase 1, chloroplastic-like. The coding region runs from base 251 to 1564 and encodes 437 amino acids. NCBI's taxonomy places the organism in Eukaryota, Viridiplantae, Streptophyta, Magnoliopsida, Lamiales, Lamiaceae. Gene Ontology annotation, cellular component: cytosol. Gene Ontology annotation, molecular function: chorismate synthase activity; FMN binding. The transcript has 13 exons. Gene Ontology annotation, biological process: chorismate biosynthetic process; aromatic amino acid biosynthetic process. The record is from RefSeq and is a predicted model, not a curated record.
CGCGGAGGAGGGGUAGGUGGUGCCAUGGUGGCGAACCCUUGUUGCGGGCCCCACUUCACUUCACACCCAACUAUUUUUCCCACACCAACUACCCAUCUACUCUCCACACACAUUUUAUAUAUAAAAUCUAUAUACAAAUUUUACAAUUGCUGAGCCACCGAAAUUUCCUCUCUCUCUCUCUCUCUCUCUACACUCACCAAACCAGAGAGAGAAUUCCACCAAACUCCAGUUCGACGCGACCGUUGGAUUAAUGGCGUCGAGCCUCUACACCAAACACUUCCUCGGAGCUCCAUCGUCCUCCGAUGGACCCGCCCGCCUUGGAUCUCUCCAGUCGCCGCCGUCGCCCAGCCUCCAGAUGCCUGCUCGCCGAUCCCGCGUCAAACGCCUUGAAAUACAGGCUGCUGGCAGUACAUAUGGAACCUACUUCCGUGUUACAACAUUUGGAGAAUCUCAUGGUGGAGGCGUAGGCUGUGUAAUAGAUGGGUGCCCUCCCAGACUUCCCCUCUCAGAAGCUGAUAUGCAAGUAGAUCUUGAUAGAAGGAGGCCAGGCCAGAGCAGAAUAACCACCCCGAGAAAGGAGACUGACACGUGCAAAAUUGCUUCAGGGACUGCUGAUGGAUUCACAACGGGGUCUCCAAUCAAGGUAGAAGUGCCCAAUACUGAUCAAAGAGGAAAUGACUACACUGAAAUGUCACAAGCCUAUAGGCCAUCUCAUGCGGAUGCAACCUAUGAUUUCAAAUAUGGUGUUAGAUCAGUUCAGGGUGGUGGUAGAUCUUCUGCAAGAGAAACAAUCGGGAGAGUUGCUGCAGGAGCUGUUGCCAAGAAAAUUCUAAAGCUAUAUGCAGGGACUGAAAUUAUUGCUUAUGUUUCACAAGUGCACAAUGUUGUCCUUCCUGAAGAUCUGGUUGAUCAUGAGACUGUGACCCUUGAUCAGAUAGAAAGCAACAUUGUCAGGUGUCCAAAUCCUGAAUAUGCAGAAAAGAUGAUUGCUGCUAUCGAUGCUGUCAGGGUGAGAGGUGAUUCUGUUGGGGGCGUUGUCACUUGCAUUGUUCGGAAUGUCCCAAGGGGACUUGGUUCUCCAGUGUUUGAUAAACUAGAAGCAGAGUUGGCUAAAGCUGCUAUGUCAUUGCCUGCAACAAAGGGCUUUGAGUUUGGCAGUGGAUUUGCUGGUACAUUCAUGACCGGUAGUGAGCAUAAUGAUGAAUUCUACAUGGAUAAGGAUGGUCGAAUUAGGACAAAAACCAACCGAUCUGGUGGGAUACAGGGUGGAAUAUCAAAUGGAGAAAUCAUCAACAUGAGAAUCGGCUUCAAGCCAACAUCGACAAUUUCCAGGAAGCAAAAUACUGUAACUAGAGACAAACACGACACAGAGCUCAUAGCACGAGGUCGUCAUGAUCCUUGUGUUGUUCCACGAGCCGUUCCAAUGGUGGAAGCAGUCGUAGCCAUGGUGCUCGUUGAUCAAUUAAUGGCACAGUACGCACAGUGUAAUCUUUUCCCAAUAAACCCAGCAUUACAGGAACCCCUCGAACAUCCCCAAGACGCACAGGCAAAGCUUCACCUAUAAUGGUGCCUCGUUGUUGGCUAGUAGACUCGUUCUAUUGAUAUGUUCGAUGCGCUAGUCCGACCAUGGCUUUUCUUCAUUCAACUUGUCUGGUACGAGUCUAUUCCUAUUUGACCCCGUUCUCUAUCCUGGGCCAUCCAGAUAAGUGAGUGAAGGCAAACUAUCUGCUGUUUUUUUGGUCGAGGUUCAUUUAAUUCUUGUCUGUAAUCUGCUUCUAUCUUUGAUCUUUUUUUUUUUGUUUUUAGUGAUAACAUUGUGUAUGUACUUUCAAUGUAGUUGGUAUAUUUCCCAAAAUAAUUAUUGCUAAUUUUGAAACGAAUAAUGUGAAAGAAUUUUCUACUUUGAACCUUGAAUACAAGAAUCGUGUACUUUUGUGGCUGA